Humulus lupulus (European hop) is the source of this 2372-nucleotide messenger RNA. Its product is annotated as probable methyltransferase PMT9. Gene Ontology annotation, molecular function: methyltransferase activity. Gene Ontology annotation, cellular component: cytoplasm; endosome; trans-Golgi network. The transcript has 8 exons. The record is from RefSeq and is a predicted model, not a curated record. Bases 150 to 1994 code for a protein of 614 amino acids. NCBI's taxonomy places the organism in Eukaryota, Viridiplantae, Streptophyta, Magnoliopsida, Rosales, Cannabaceae.
GACUGUCCGUGCAAUCUAAAACUAUAUCACCACCACUACCUCUACCACCACGGCUCAGCUUCGAUUAGGGUUUUAGGUUUUUAUGCUCCGGAAUAGAAUAUAUUCGGGUCGGGUCAUCCAGUAUCCGAUUCAAGGUGAGGGAGAGAGAGAUGAAGCACAGGAACGAGCUCAGUCCCUCGGCUAAGCAAGUGAAGUACUUCUUGAUCGCUUUGAUUGCGUGCUUGGGAUUGGUCUGUUUAUACUACGGUUCGUCUUUUGCUCCGGGCUCUCGGAGAUCCGACGAGGAAUCCUCUGCCUCCGAUGGGACCGACCCGGUUUAUGGCGGAUUCGCUCGGAGUAGGGAUUUCGAUGAGUUGCAUGAAGAUCAAGAGCAUAAUCCUGAAAUUCCCAAAAGUAUACCGAUAUGUGAUAUGAAGUUUUCGGAGUUGAUACCUUGUUUAGAUAGAAACCUUAUAUACCAAUUGAAAUUGAAGCCCAAUUUAGCUGUAAUGGAGCACUAUGAACGACAUUGUCCGCCACCAGAACGUCGUUACAAUUGCUUGAUACCACCUCCACUGGGUUAUAAGAUACCUAUAAGGUGGCCAGCAAGUAGAGAUGAAGUGUGGAAGGCCAACAUCCCCCACACACACCUUGCACAGGAGAAGUCAGAUCAGAAUUGGAUGGUUGUCAAUGGGGACAAGAUUAAUUUUCCAGGUGGAGGGACUCAUUUCCACGACGGAGCUGAUAAAUACAUUGUUUCUCUUGCUAGGAUGCUAAAAUUUCCUGGUGAUAAACUCAACAAUGCCGGAAAUAUCAGAAAUGUUUUUGAUGUGGGUUGUGGAGUUGCAAGUUUUGGGGCCUAUCUACUUUCUCACAACAUCAUAGCUAUGUCUCUUGCGCCUAAUGAUGUGCAUGAGAAUCAAAUUCAGUUUGCACUAGAGAGGGGGAUUCCAGCAACUCUAGGGAUCUUGGCUACAAAAAGGCUUCCGUAUCCAAGCAGGUCAUUUGAACUGGCUCAUUGUUCCCGAUGCCGUAUUGAUUGGCUGCAAAGAGGGGGAAUCCUUUUAUUAGAACUUGAUAGGUUACUAAGACCGGGAGGUUAUUUCGUGUAUUCUUCUCCUGAAGCAUAUGCAACUGAUCCUGAAAAUCGGAGGAUUUGGAAUGCUAUGUAUGAUCUUUUGAAGAGAAUGUGCUGGAGAGUUGUUACAAAGAAAGAGCAGAGUGUUAUAUGGGCUAAGCCAGUUUCAAAUAGUUGUUAUUUAAAGAGAGAUCCUGGAACCUAUCCCCCAUUGUGUGGUGCAGAUGAUGAUCCAGAUGUAACCUGGAAUGUGAGCAUGAAGCCUUGUAUUUCUAGAUACUCUAAAAAAAUGCACAAGGUAAAAGGGAGUGGACUAGUUCCUUGGCCUCAAAGGCUUACUGCAGCACCUCCUCGCCUGGAAGAUUUAGGUGUCAGUCCUGAAGAAUUCUCAGAAGACACUAGCAUAUGGCAUUUUCGAGUCAUUGAGUACUGGAAGCAAAUGAAGUCAGUGAUGCAGAGGAACUCCAUUAGAAAUGUUAUGGAUAUGAACUCAAACCUUGGUGGGUUUGCUGCUGGCCUAAGUGAUAGAGAUGUCUGGGUGAUGAAUGUUGCUCCUGUCCGUGCAUCUGCAAAAUUGAAGAUUAUAUAUGACCGAGGCUUAAUUGGAACUGUACACGACUGGUGUGAAUCAUUUUCCACGUACCCACGUACAUAUGAUCUUCUACAUGCAUGGGCGGUCUUUUCAGAGAUUAGUGAGCGUGGAUGUAGUAUGGAGGAUUUAUUAAUAGAAAUGGAUCGGAUUCUACGGCCAAAUGGGUUUGUCAUCAUAAGAGAUAAACCUUCUAUUAUAAAUUAUAUUCGGAAAUUUGUUACUGCACUAAGGUGGGAUGGUUGGAUAUCCGAAGUAGAACCAAGUAUUGAUGCUCUGUCCUCGAGUGAAGAAAGAGUUUUGAUUGCUAGAAAAAAGUUGUGGGAUGAGGACCUGAUGCUUAUGUGAUCUACAUUGGUUCUCAGAUGUUACUUGUGUUCUAAGGUGUUUUUCUCAUAAAUGAUGCUUAGGUUCGGCGUGUCGUGUUUUUAUCUGGUAGAGGAGACUAGACAACUUAUAGAGACUAAGAGAUGGAAACGCUUAUGGAUUAUAUGCGACCAGUUAGAGAUGCAGCUGUGUAUACAUCAAACAAGGAAUGAAUUAUACCUAUUAGCUAUUGCAUAAACUAGGGAUUCUUUUGUGGUUUUCUGGUUUUGUAUAUGGGUUGCAUUAUUUUUUAACUAGCCUAAAUCAUAAGUAAUUGGGAAAUGUAUGCAUAAAUUUAUGGUUAAUCUUGUAAUUUCUUGUCUGGCAGUGCUUAAUUUAUAAUUUAAGCUACUUUUUUCA